Messenger RNA from Scophthalmus maximus (turbot), 4163 nucleotides. RefSeq names its product milk fat globule EGF and factor V/VIII domain containing b (gene mfge8b). The transcript has 11 exons. NCBI's taxonomy places the organism in Eukaryota, Metazoa, Chordata, Actinopteri, Pleuronectiformes, Scophthalmidae. The record is from RefSeq and is a predicted model, not a curated record. Gene Ontology annotation, molecular function: calcium ion binding. The coding region runs from base 143 to 1600 and encodes 485 amino acids.
UCCUGCUCUACUCCCCGCUGCCUGGGAGUUGGGAUCCGCACAACGAGCCCCGAGCCUCGGCGACGACAACGUCCAGACCGCCGCCGCCCCUCCAACCACAAGCUGAACCGACUUCCAGCCCCCGGACAGACAACUUGCAGCCAUGGAGGAGCGCACGCGCGUUUCCGUUUGGCUGCCACUUCUCGCGGCGUGCGUGGUGUUCGGGGUGAGAGGCGACUACUGUGAGGUGAACGUGUGCAGUAAUGGCGGAACCUGUGUGACUGGAGCGGGAGCUCCGUUCAUCUGCAUCUGCCCCGAUGGCUUCUCUGGAGAAACCUGCAACGAGACCGAGACUGGGCCCUGCAACCCCAACCCGUGCAAGAACGAUGCCGCCUGCGAGCAUACGGGCCAAUCGCGCCGCGGUGACGUCUUCAGCGAGUACGUCUGCAAGUGCCAGCCGGGCUUUGAUGGAGUCCAUUGCCAGAACAGUAUCCAAGGGGCAGAUUUAAGUGCCAUCAAAGACAUAAACGACUGUGCCGGCCAGCCAUGUGAGAACGGUGGCACCUGCAGGGACCUGGAUGGAGCGUUCAAAUGCCACUGCCCUUCCCCGUACGUGGGCAAACAUUGCCAACUGCGCUGCAUUUCUCUGCUCGGCAUGGAGGGCGGGGGCAUCGCCGAGUCCCAGAUCUCGGCCUCAUCGGUCCGCUACAGCCUGCUGGGCCUGCAGCGCUGGGGGCCGGAGCUCUCCCGCCUCCACCACAAGGGACUGGUCAACGCCUGGAGUGCUGCUGCACAUGACAGGAACCCGUGGAUAGAGGUCAACAUGCAGAGGAAAAUGCGCUUCACAGGCAUCGUCACUCAAGGUGCCAGUCGCAUCGGAACAGCUGAGUUCAUCAAGGCGUUCAAGGUGGCCUCCAGCCUGGAUGGCAAGACAUACACCAUGUACAGAACGGAGGGACAGCGGAAGGACCAAGUAUUCGUGGGAAACGUGGACAACGACGGCACCAAGACCAACCUGUUCGACCCCCCGAUCAUCGCUCAGUACAUCCGCAUUGUCCCUGUGGUGUGCCGCAAGGCCUGCACCCUGCGCAUGGAGCUGGUGGGCUGCGAGCUCAACGUGUAUUCAAACACUCCAGGUUGUUCAGAGCCGAUGGGCAUGAAGUCCCGACUGGUGUCUGACCGUCAGAUCACAGCCUCCAGCACGUUCCGCACCUGGGGCAUCGAGGCCUUCACCUGGCACCCGCACUACGCCCGACUGGACAAACAGGGCAAGACCAACGCCUGGACCGCCGCCACCAACAACCGGUCCGAGUGGCUGCAGGUGGACCUCCAGUCCCCUAAGAAGAUCACAGGAAUCAUCACACAGGGGGCCAAAGACUUUGGCGCCAUCCAUUUUGUCAUGGCCUUCAAAGUGGCCCACAGCGACGACGGGCAGUCGUGGACCAUCGUGAGGGACGAGACCACGAACGCGGACAUGAUCUUCCCAGGCAACAGCGACAACAACGUCCACAAGAAGAACCUCUUCGAGCCGCCGUUCUACGGCCGAUAUGUUCGCAUCCUGCCGUGGGAGUGGCACGAGCGCAUCACCGUGCGAAUGGAGCUGCUGGGCUGUGACGAGUAGCACUGCCCCGUGCCCCCCACCCUCCUCCUCCUCCUCCUCCUCUUCCUCUCUCUACCUCCUACCCCACCUCCUCUUGCCUCUCUGUCCCUUGUCCCUCCUGAGCCACACCUGCACUGCCUUGCUCUCAGCCCUAGGGGGCAGCAGACACCAGAGUAGCACCUCACCACCCCCAGCUCUGGCUGGCUGGAGGUGGGAGACGUUACCCCCCCCCCCCUACACCACUGUCACCGGGGUUUGCUGACAGAAAAAACGAACCAAUCUGUGUUCACUUCAAAAAGUGACACUGUAUCUUUGUUACUAAGCAGAUCCCUGUGUCAGAGGUCGGGGGUAACGAUACUGCUGCUGGAUCAGUUGGUGCUGCCUGAUCCUAGAUCAGUUCUACCUGACCGUCGAACCUCCAAGACCCACGGCUGGUGAUGUACAUAAGCUCCGUCUAACAGCUUGCACAUGCCCUAUAACCGAACACUUGAUCUUCCCCCAACACAAACAGAACAUAUAUAUAUAUAUAUAUUAUCUUUAGGUGAUACAGUAGAUUCUUUUUCAUUUUGAGACAGUUUUUGUGUUUGUUGAGAAAGAAGAAGAAAAAAAGAAUAGACUAAAGAUCUUAACCUUUUGUGCGUGCUUCGGUAUUCUCAGUAUUUUCCUGUUUCAUAUUUAGUUUUUUGAAGUUUUGUGCCAAACACACCCUCAGGUUUUAUUGUUCCUGCGGGUUCAUGUAGAAAAACACAGUACGGUGCACUGACGCGGAUCCACACAAAACAAACCGGAGGUCAAAUACAUUGUCAUAGUCGUUGUGGAACAUAAUCUUUCAGUGAACCAUCACGGUCAGUCAGCUUAACAGGUUUGAUCUUGGAGUCAAAGGAGACGACCUCGUCGACAGGCGGGAUGUAACGAUCAAAGGACAAAUUGAGUUCAAAAUGAUUGUUUAGAGAAAGAAGAAGAAGAAAAAAAAGAAAAAGACGUGAGAUUCCCACGUGCUGCUGCCGUGAGCUGGCGUGAAAUCUUCAGCCAUAUAAGGACAUUUUUCACAACAGUUCAUGUUUGGAAGUCCAACAUAACUCAUUUCUGAAAACGGUUUCACCUUUGAUAGUAACUUUAUUUGGUCGAUUGAUUGCAAUUUUGGCAAUUUGCAGUUAUUACAGUAUUCAUACAUUGGUUGAUACAGCAUAUUUCAUUCAAAAAACAUCACUUUCAUGCUCAGGCUCUUUGCAGUGGAGUGACUCCCACAGGAAGCUCGUGUUGAUCUCUCUCACCGUCUUUAUUCUCGGAACAACUUCGCAGCUGCUCACUUCGAAUCCAUUUCCUUUUUUAGGAUUUUUCAAAUGACAGCUACGUCUCACAUAUCAAUAGUCAUCCAAAAGUUGGUGUGCGUCACCUGUUGGUUGUCAUCAUCAAAUGAGAGCUAACAAUCGUGCAGAUGGCGCGAGUUUAAAACUAGCGGUGGACGUCUCAGGUCGUCGACGCAGAUCUGCUCCUAACGUACAGCAAAUGCUACUGAAACGCUACUAACCCACUCACUCGGCCGUGCUUCGAGUCGUGUUCACCCCGUUUCACUUUUUUACGGCACUUUGAUGUAUGUGUUUUGAUAUUUGAAAUAUAAAAAAACAACAAAACGAAAAAAAACAACAACAGUAUUGUGCUUUAAAGAACAAGCCGUAAGCAUAGUCAUUAUUAAAUGUAGAGGUCACAAAUAAAUACACAAGAAAAUAUUAUUGCAGUUCAGUUUCUUUGUUAAGCUGAGUUUUGAAAGUCUGGGGGAAUCCCUUGCUUUGGUUGUUUGUUGUUGACGUGUUCAUGUAUAUAUACAGUACAUUUGUACUGGAAUCCGUUCAUAUUAGCGGAUGGUAAUGUUUGCGGCGGACCAUUUAUUCAGGGUCCAACAUUUUGCCUCCAGUUCAAAGCUGUGGUCCCGCUGAUAAGACUUGAGAGAGAAACCAAAUUAAAGCAGAUUUUUACGGUUCCACUGGACAUGUGACAUGACCCCCCCCCACCCCGUCACAGUAUUCUAAACCUCUCCGCCCCAUGAAUUAUGAAUUAUGGGCUUGUGCAAUAUUAUACUGUCAGUUUCGAUAACAAUGAAUAUUAAUUCGAGAUCCUUAAAAAAUGCAUGAGGGAGGAUAGCGGUGUCAUCGGGAGGCUGAGGCUGGAUGUUGCUGUCAAACACUGUACAAUAUUUAUUAUUGUCGCAGACGAUCCCUUGUCCCCCGUGUUCUCCACGUCUGCAUGCUUUCCAUGGACUGGUGCGGCUCAACUGAAGUUGAACCCAUCAAAAUCUGUCGGUGACAUAGCUCCACUUUUUUUCUAGAUGUUCAUCGACAUUCAACUAUUGUAGACCUCUCGUUUGCCCGCUGUUCGGGUUUUCUAUGACCGAUUGGAGAAAAAAAUAAAAUAAAAAAAUAGAUGAUACUUAUGUGUACUAUGAGUUUGUUUCUCGCAAAUUUUGACUGGAUUUGGAUUUUUUUUUUAAUUAUUAUUAUUAUUCCAGCAGUGUGUUUCUAAGAGGUUUCCUUUAUGUUUGGCCUUUGUAUCAUAAAUGAAGAAUAAAUAAAGAGUUGAAAAAAGA